GGUGGGUGGCGGUGGCUGAGGGGAGGAGGGGAUGGACCCAGUCCUGGGUUGUCCGGAUGAGGGUUCGGGAAGGUUUGGCGAGUAAGGUUGCAUUCCUUGGAUCUGCACCAGUUUCCCUAACCCCGUCUCUGUCAGCUCCCCGACGUCGGGGAUUGAGACUGAAAGAGCAUCCCGGGACGGGGCCUUCCGGCCUCAAAGCAGCCUAUCCAGAGACCCGCAAAUUCUGAUCUUGAAGUUGGAGGCUCUUGGGUUAGUUCGUUUCUAAACUUUUAGAAGAAUUAGAGGAUUUGCGGCUGCCUGACCCCAACCUAGUGUGUGUGGUGCGAAGGCUCGGACAGCAUGACGACGGAGACCUUCGUGAAGGAUAUCAAGCCCGGGCUCAAGAAUCUGAACCUCAUCUUCAUUGUGCUGGAGACAGGUCGAGUGACCAAGACAAAGGACGGGCACGAGGUUCGGACCUGCAAAGUGGCAGACAAAACAGGCAGCAUCAAUAUCUCUGUCUGGGACGACGUGGGUAACCUGAUCCAGCCUGGAGACAUUAUUCGGCUCACCAAAGGGUAUGCUUCAGUGUUCAAAGGUUGUCUGACACUAUACACUGGACGUGGGGGUGAUCUUCAGAAGAUUGGAGAAUUCUGUAUGGUAUAUUCUGAGGUUCCUAACUUCAGUGAGCCAAACCCAGAGUACAGCGCCCAGCAGGCACCCAACAAGGUGGUGCAGAACGAUAGCAGCCCUCCGGCCCCCCAGCCUACCACCGGACCCCCUGCUGUUUCUCCAGCCUCCGAGAACCAGAACGGGAAUGGACUGAGUGCCCCACCAGGUCCUGGUGGUGGCCCGCACCCCCCUCACACACCCUCGCAUCCCCCCAGCACCCGAAUUACCCGAAGCCAGCCCAACCACACACCUGCCGGCCCUCCUGGCCCCUCCAGCAGCCCUGUCAGUAACGGGAAAGAAACCCGGAGGAGCAGCAAGAGAUAGCAAGACUUUCUUCCUCCCUUCCCACCACCCACCAGAACCCCAGUGUCUUGAGCACCCGGCCUUCUAGGGUGCUGGCUUUGGUGGGGUGGGGUGGGUAGGUAGUAGUAUUUUAGCCACUAACUUUCACUAGAGGGGUGUGGUGAGCAGCGGACUUACCCACCCUAAUCCCAUACUCCCUGCCUUGCCCAGCUGAAACUGCCUAUCAGCUGGGAUUCAAGGCCCCCUGCCCACCCUUCUUCCUCUUAGAAACAAGUCACAGUCUGUUUCUGGUGUGUGUGAUGUGGAAGACAAAUUGAAUCCCUCCUUCCUAAUAAACGUUACCACUCUG
Mustela lutreola (European mink) is the source of this 1303-nucleotide messenger RNA. RefSeq names its product nucleic acid binding protein 2 (gene NABP2). Gene Ontology annotation, biological process: response to ionizing radiation; double-strand break repair via homologous recombination; mitotic cell cycle checkpoint signaling. NCBI's taxonomy places the organism in Eukaryota, Metazoa, Chordata, Mammalia, Carnivora, Mustelidae. The transcript is spliced from 7 exons. Gene Ontology annotation, molecular function: DNA binding. The record is from RefSeq and is a predicted model, not a curated record. Gene Ontology annotation, cellular component: SOSS complex. The coding region runs from base 340 to 975 and encodes 211 amino acids.